Messenger RNA from Eurypyga helias (sunbittern), 673 nucleotides. RefSeq names its product casein kinase I isoform gamma-3. The transcript has 5 exons. Gene Ontology annotation, cellular component: plasma membrane; cytoplasm; nucleus. NCBI's taxonomy places the organism in Eukaryota, Metazoa, Chordata, Aves, Eurypygiformes, Eurypygidae. Gene Ontology annotation, biological process: endocytosis; peptidyl-serine phosphorylation; positive regulation of canonical Wnt signaling pathway. Gene Ontology annotation, molecular function: ATP binding; protein serine/threonine kinase activity. The annotation marks the transcript as partial. The record is from RefSeq and is a predicted model, not a curated record.
AUGGAUAGUAAAAAGAAAGAUAAGGACAAGGCAGAUGAAAGAAUGACACAGACUACUGGGAGGUCAGGCCAUAAUCCACGUGGAACUGGUUCUUCAAAUUCGGGUGUGUUAAUGGUUGGACCUAACUUCAGAGUUGGCAAGAAAAUUGGAUGUGGUAAUUUUGGAGAGCUACGGUUAGGAAAAAAUUUAUACACAAAUGACUAUGUGGCAAUUAAGCUGGAGCCAAUGAAGUCGAGAGCACCACAGCUACAUUUGGAAUACAGAUUCUACAAGCAGCUAGGAUCUGGAGAUGGACUACCUCAGGUUUACUAUUUUGGCCCAUGUGGCAAAUAUAAUGCUAUGGUGCUAGAACUACUUGGACCUAGUCUGGAAGAUUUAUUUGACUUGUGUGGUAGGACAUUUUCUCUUAAAACCGUUCUUAUGAUAGCCAUACAGUUGAUUUCUCGUAUGGAGUACGUCCAUUCAAAGAACGUGAUAUACAGAGAUGUAAAACCUGAGAACUUCUUAAUAGGACGACCUGGAAACAAAACCCAGCAAAUCAUUCAUAUUAUAGAUUUUGGUUUGGCAAAGGAGUAUAUAGAUCCAGAAACAAAGAAGCACAUACCAUAUCGAGAACACAAGAGCCUUACAGGAACAGCUAGAUACAUGAGUAUAAAUACACAUUUAGGAAAAG